Lepisosteus oculatus (spotted gar) is the source of this 1305-nucleotide messenger RNA. It is a transcript of the gene npdc1a, whose product is annotated as neural proliferation, differentiation and control, 1a. Gene Ontology annotation, cellular component: membrane. The record is from RefSeq and is a predicted model, not a curated record. NCBI's taxonomy places the organism in Eukaryota, Metazoa, Chordata, Actinopteri, Semionotiformes, Lepisosteidae.
GAGGACGAGCACCGGAACUGCGUGGCCAGGAGGAAGCAGACCCGCCCAGCCCUCUCUUCCUUGCCUGCCACGAGCACGUGGCGCCUCCUGUUACCCAAGAUGCUUUGUGCCAUGGCUGCGAGGCGCCUGGCCCCUCCCAACCAGUCCCACAAGCGCCGGCUCCGUGUCCACUCAGGUAAGGAGACUCCACUCCCAGAGCUGGAUGAAGAGAUAGACUACCUGUCGUCCAUCAUUGCCAAGCAGCAGCAGGCGGAGCUCGGCAAGCCAGGCCCCUCGCCCCAGCCCGGCCCGAAGCAGAGCAACCCGGCCCAGGAGCAUGGCCCCCCCCACUCCGCCACGGGACGCCCCCGAGCCAGCCCCUCGCCCCCCAGCGCCGCCCCCACCCAGGCAGCUGGGCGGGGGGGGCCCGUGACGUCCCCGUACCCCAGCAGCGACAGCCUGCUCAUCGUCAUGAUCGCGGUGUGCAUCGUCGUGGGGACCGCGGCCCUCAUCGUGGCGGGAGUCUGCUGGAUCAGGUUGCAGAAGGACGUGCGGCUCGCCCAGAAGGUGGACUACCCCGCCUUCGGGGUGAUGGGGCCCAGCUCCUUCGACAGCACCUCGCCCGGGGAUAAGAAGCUGGCCCAGAGUGCUCAGAUGUACCACUACCAGCACCAGAAGCAGCAGAUGCUGUCCCUGGAGAAGCACAAAGACGAGCCCAAGAUUCCCGACUCCGGCACCACGACGGACGAGGAGAACGAGGACGGGGACUUCACUGUGUACGAGUGUCCCGGCCUGGCACCGACUGGAGAGAUGGAAGUGAAGAACCCUCUCUUUGAUGACUCCUCUCUGCAUCCCCAACGGAACCACAAAUAGUCUGGAGACAGAUGGAUAGACACGCGGGACAGACGCACGCACCGAGACAGAAUCACACACACACACACCGAGAUGGACAGACACGCAAGCACGCGCACACACAUGCCCACCAAAGGCCGAGCCUUCGCCGAUCCUCUCCGCGCCGCCCAGCCCCCUGCUCCCCCGAGAGGAGGAAGCAGGAGAGGGGGAAUACUGAGCGUCUCCUCCCUACUGGGGGGGGGGGGAGGAGAUGCUUCACAAAGGGAACUGCCGGAACGUGCUGGGGAGCUGCGCUGCCCCCUGCUGGUCGGGCUGUGGAACUGCACCCAGGGGGAGCUGCUCCGGGGUCUCGAUACCUCCUACGUCCAGCACACGAUAAAAACACAGAUCUGCGGCCUGGUAUCUGCUUUACUCCGUUUUCUUAUCGGGUUUUUAUUCCUCAGUUCCCUCCUUUUUAAACGUGGUUGUAUUUUA